Penicillium manginii is the source of this 3681-nucleotide messenger RNA. RefSeq names its product M protein repeat protein. NCBI's taxonomy places the organism in Eukaryota, Fungi, Ascomycota, Eurotiomycetes, Eurotiales, Aspergillaceae. The transcript has 4 exons. The record is from RefSeq and is a predicted model, not a curated record. The coding region runs from base 1 to 3681 and encodes 1226 amino acids.
AUGGCAUCCACGGAAGAGCCUAUCCCCACUUCCUCCGAGGUUGAGGUUGAAGUCGAUGCCGAGGUCGCGCCUCCGGCCACCCCGGUCGACUCAACCCUUCUGUCGGGGCGUCCGGUCUCGAGCUCGACUGCCUCUAAACGUCCCACCUCGUCCUCCACCACUGCAUCGUCGAGACCUACAACUUCGGCCACACGUGGCACCACGAGCAGCACACUAAACAAACCUCCCACUCGUCCUUCAACCACUACAUCCGCAACACGCAAGCCUUUGAGCACUUCGACGACCUCUUCCCAUCGGUCUCGCGCCUCGGUUAGUAGCUCCGCCGACGAGAAGCGUUCAGUCGCCAGCUCCGGAGAUGAGAAGAGAGGCAUCUCGAGCACUGCAAAGCGUAUGUCGAUGGCUGGUACGGCAUCCACGCGUACUCCCUUGAAGACUUCUUCAACUCUCGACCGCAGAUCGAGCGUUGCUGGCUCAGUUCUGGACAGAAAACCCGCAAGCUCUACCACGCGGACCGGCACCUCGACCUCGGCCUCGACCAGCAAGCCCGUUGGAAAGCUCACAUCCGCGACUUCCACCACCCGCACAACCCCUUCAUCCACAACUGCCACUCGGACUACCACGCGACCUACCCCCACCGCCUCUACCGCGCGAUCUGUCGCAUCCUCGGCCACAGACCCGAAGAAGCGUAUCAGCACAAUUGGCACUUCAACUGCUAGAAGUGCUGGUACCGAUGAGAAGCUCCAAGCUCUCCAGACAAAGCUGUCUGAGAGCGAAGAGACUGUCAACAAGCUCAAGGCCGAGCUUGAGACCGUGAAUGAGAAGUUGGGCCAGCUGUCAAUCUCGGAUGAACAGGCUGCUGAUAACAGUACCGACGCUGAGGCGAUCCGGGCUGAGCACACCGCAGAGCUUGAAAAGCUCGCUUCGUCGCACGCUGAAGAACUUCAGGCCCUUCAAACCCGACUCGAGGAUGCGGAAAGCCAGCGCAAGGAAUUGGAAGAGCGGUCCCAGCAGCAGCUUGAGGAAGCCAAGCAGUCUGCCGCUGCUUCUGGUGACGACAAAACUGCCGCUGCGCUAGAAGAAUUGAAGGAAACUCACAAGGCCCAGCUUGAAACUCUCGAGAAGGAGCUCGCUGACCACAAGGCUGCCGCUUCUACCUUUGAAGAGCAGAUUGACGCUUUGAGGGCUGAAAUUGAUUCCGAAAGGGCACUGCGUGAAGAAGAGAAGGUUCAGUCCCGCCUUAAUGUUGAGCGUGAGCUGAAGGGAUCCAGCCAGGUCAUUGAGAAUCUUGAAACGGAGCUCCAAAAAUUGUCUGCCUCCAACAAAGAAACUGCGGCUGCAAAGGAAGCCGUCGACGCGUCUGUUGCUCAGAUGCAAGAGCAAAUAUCUUCUCUAGAAGUGAAGCUCGCUGAGGCCGAAUCCUCUACCCAGGAGAGCUCAGAGCAGACUACUAGUUCCCUUGCUGAGAAGGACCAGCAAAUUGCUAAAAUGAAACAGGUUCUUGAAAAGGCACAGGCUGAGCUUGAGGAAGCAGGCGAAGCCGCUGCGAAGGUUGAGGAGCUAGAGUCUACCCAUCAGGCCAUGGUUGCCAGCCUGAAGUCUGAGCACGAAACUGCUUUGAGCUCCCUCUCAGCAUCGCAUGCGGAGGAACUCACCGUCGCUAAGGCCGCGGCUGAGUCGACUGGCACCGAGCACUCGCAACAGCUCGAGGAGCUGCGUGCUUCUCUAGAUGCUGCCAAGGCGGCUAGUCAGGGAGACCACGAUCUUGCUAUCUCUGAGCUCAAGACCGCGCAUGAGACAGAAAUCAAUGCCCUUCGGGUGAAACUCGCCGCGUCUGAAACGGCUCUUGCUGAUUCUCGUCGGGCUCUUGACGAGGGUAACGUUCAUGCCCAGGAGGAUGCUGUUCACGAGAUCGAGACCCUUCGCCAGAAGGUUGAAUCUCUUGAAACACAGCUAUCCACUGGAACUGGUGAGAUCAGAGCCCUGCAACAGGAGGUGCAGAGCAAGCAAACUGAGGCCGAGGAGCUCUACCACAGCUUGAAGAACCUCGAGGGCGAGGCAAAGUCCAACGAUGUUCAGAAAGAAACCAAGCUUAAGGAGCAGGAUGAAAAGCUGAAGGCUUUGGAAGAUAAGGCUUCCGAUGCAACUGCCCAACUUGCCGCUGCCAUAGAGAAGCAUGCUCAGGAACUGCAGGCUGUGAAGAGCGAGCAUGCCGCUGAGCUGGAGCGGGCCAACCAGGAAGCUUCGGGGUCCCGCGAGGGUGCUUUGAGCGAACUUCAGCAGAAGCACGACGACCUGUUUGCUAAGAACCAGGAUCUGGAAUCUAGCCAUGCUACUCGCGUCGAGUCCCUUGAGGCUGAAUUGAAGUCAACUCUGGAGCGCCACGCUGGAGAAAUCGCGACUCAUACUGAGGCUCGGGAGAGCGAUCAGAAGCUUCUGCAACAGGCCCAGGAGGCACAUGCUAAUCUGCAGGCCGAGUUUGAGGCCCUACAAGCUGCCGGCCAGACUGACAAGGAGACGCACGCUAAGGAGAUUUCUGAGCUCCAAAAGGGAUUUGAGGAAACCAAGGUGAAGUUUCAGGCCGAGCUUGAGUCCUCUCAGGUCUCCAAGGCUGCUGAUGCCGAUGCCGAGCACGGAAAGGCGAUUGAGGAACUUCUCACUCUCCAGGAGACUAAAGUUGCCGGUCUGAGAGAGCAACUUGAGGCAUCAAACAAGGCCAACAUUGAGGAACUCCAGAAGUCACACGAUGCCGCCCUGACAGCAGCCAACGAGCAGCUUUCUCAGGCCAAGUCCGCCGCGGCGGAUACCUCUGCCCUCGAUACCUUGAAGGCGACCAUCGCGGAGCUUGAGCAGAAGCUGGUGGAUUCCGAGAAGGCCCACUUGGCAGUCCAGGCAUCGGCGACUACUGCUUCUCGCGAUCUUGAGAACAAGCACGCUACCGAGCUUUCUAAAAUCCAGACCGAACAUGCAGCACUUGCUGAGAAGCAUCAGGUGGCCACCUCUCAAGUUGAGGAACUACAGAAGUCCGUUGCCGCAUCCAGCAGCAACAAGUCUGAGCUGGAAUCCAUCAUGGCUCAGCUCUCCCAGUCCCAGGCGGAAAUUGAUUCGCUCAAGACUAAGCACACCGCCACAAGCCAGGAACUCGAGGAAGUCCGCGUUCAGAACAAGACCAUGGAGGAGAAACUUGCUUCUGGCGAGCGCGACUUGAACGACCAAAUUGACAAGAACAUGUCUCUUCUCAACCAACUCGGUGACAUUGAGAGUCAUAUCUCCAGUAGUCGUCGACGUGUCCGUGAGCUCGAGGCCGAGCUCGCCGCUCUGAAGACUGACAAAGACAACGACAAGAGCACUUCAUCCGGCCUGAAUGCUAGCCGAUGGGCAUCGGCAGAGGAGGGUAGCGAGAACGCUGAGGAGGGGGGUCCAGCCGCAACGGAAGGUGAGGACCUUGGCCCAUCCAUCGAGGGAACGAUGGCAAGCAUUCAGGAACAGCUUAAGCAUAUCCGAUACGCGAAUGACGAGUGGUACGAUGAGCAUCGCAAACUCAUCGGAGAAUUGGCCCAGCUCUCCCGCCGAGCUACCCCCGACACCCGCAGUCUCUCGUCAACCCCCCACCCAGAAACGGCAGUUUCAGUUCAAGAAUCAGAAAGCAGCCGCAGUCGUUCCGAUACUCCUGCUGCUCGGUAG